This is a messenger RNA of Colletotrichum gloeosporioides, 1452 nucleotides long. Its product is annotated as Isotrichodermin C-15 hydroxylase. The record is from RefSeq and is a predicted model, not a curated record. NCBI's taxonomy places the organism in Eukaryota, Fungi, Ascomycota, Sordariomycetes, Glomerellales, Glomerellaceae. Gene Ontology annotation, molecular function: oxidoreductase activity, acting on paired donors, with incorporation or reduction of molecular oxygen; iron ion binding; monooxygenase activity. The coding region runs from base 1 to 1452 and encodes 483 amino acids. The transcript is spliced from 5 exons.
AUGGCACCAGUUGUCACAGGUGGUUCCCUCCUAGCCUACCUACUUGGCUACGCCAUCUACCAACUUUUCUUCAGCCCUCUGCGCAAGUUUCCGGGUCCCAAGCUUUGGGCAGUCUCUUACAUCCCUUACGUACGCCUCUACAUCUCCGGCAACGGCCAUCGAAAGAUCUUGAAGCUCCAUCAACAGUACGGCCCUAUCGUCCGAGUCGGCCCAACCCACAUAUCCGUCAACCACCCCGACGGCAUGCAGGAUGUGCGAGGCCACCGCAAGACAGGCGAGAACCCUAAAGACCUGCUCAACUCCAUCCCCAAUCGCGACAACAUCAUCGGCUCCAACCGCGCAGACCACCAACGCUUCCGCCGGGCCCUCGCCCACGGGUUCUCAGCUCAGACCAUGCUGGCGCAGCAGCCCAUCAUCAAGCAAUACGUCGACAAGCUCUUUAAGAAACUUCGCGAUGCAUCGCAGGGUGGAUCGCGCCCCGUCGACGUGGAAAGAUGGUUCAAUUUCACAACGUUCGAUGUCAUCGGUGACUUGGCGUUUGGCGAGCCGUUCGGGUGCCUUGAGGAUGAGACGUAUCACCCUUGGGUUGAUAUUAUCUUUAAGAGUAUCAAGAACAUCGCUUUCCUGACUAGCAGCAAACGACUUUCAUGGGUGGGCCCAUUGCUCAUGAUGACAAUUCCCCGCAGCCUAGUUACCAAGUUUGCAGAAAACAAAGAGUUAUCUAGGGAGAAGUUGCGGAAGAGGCUAGAUCUCGGGACCAAUCGUCCUGAUUUCAUCGACGCUAUGAUCAGAAAGUCUGAAUCAGCCGGUGCUACGAUAAGUUUCGAGGAGCUCACGUCGAAUGCGUUCGUUUUGAUUGUCGCUGGCUCUGAGACGACAGCCACACUGCUCUCCGCCGCAACAUUCUUCCUGGCAACCAACUCUGCCGCUUUGGCGAAGCUCAACGAUGAGGUCAGGUCGGCAUUUGAAACCGAGGACCAGAUUGACAUGCUCAGCGUCCAAAACCUCAUGUACAUGUCGGCGGUGCUGGAUGAGAGUAUGAGGUUGUAUCCACCCGUCCCCAGUUCUAGCCCGCGUAUGGCCGGAGAAGGGGGCGACGAGAUUCUGGGCGAGUUCGUUCCGGAAGGGACAACUAUCGACGUGUGGCAAUGGGCCGUCUACCACAACCCCGAUCAUUUCGCCAGAGCGGAGGAAUUCAUCCCUGAACGGUGGCUGGACGACCCGAGGUUCGCCAACGAUGCGAAGAAAGCUCUCCAACCUUUCUCGACGGGCCCUCGAAACUGUAUUGGAAAGAAUCUUGCCAAUGCAGAGAUGCGCCUGAUCUUGGCUAGGUUGAUUUGGAACUUUGACAUCCGCGCCACGGACGAUAUCCAGAAGUGGUACGAUGAGAGCGAGGUCUAUAUUUUAUGGCAGAAGGGGCCUGUGAAUGUGUACUUGGCACCUAGGGCUUGA